UAAGAUUGGAAAAGUUUGCAUUCAUUGUGUGGAGUAAAGAAAGACAUACUAACUGAACGAAAUAGACUAUCCAUCUCUUAUUCGACUGAAAUAUGUCUAAACUACAGUUGCUGCGUGCGUUUUUAAAUGAGCGUUUAACGGCGGCUGCUGUGGAGAUUUUCGGGGCAGUUGAGAAAACGGUAGGAGAAUACCAGGAGGAGAAUGAUCGGCUACGGAGACUGCUGCGGAGGACACCGGAGAUACAACUAUGUGGAAUAGACUCCCUGCAGAUCUCUGUCUCUGAAGAGGAGGUUCCCCCUGAGCAGCAGCACUGUGAGCAGGAGUGGUGCCCCAGUCUGGGACAGAAGGACCCAGAGACCAAACAGAUUGAAGAGGAACAGGAGGAAUUUAGGACCAAUCAGGGGGAAAAGCAGCUUCAAGGGGUUGAGCCUGAUAUCAUUAAGUUUAUAUUCACUCCUUCCUGUGUGAAAAGUGAAUGUGAUCUAGAGGACCCACUUCGGGAUCUGAAACAUUUUGGCACUGUGACCCAUCUAAAGGGUCUGGACAUUCCCUGUUACCCUCCAGAUAAUCAAAACAAUGCCUCCAGCCACAGUUCAGCCAUAAGCAGUGACCCAGUAGAAUUUGACAGCAGCCCACCAAUGGAUCUCAACUCACUAUUGGAGAAACACUGUUCCAAACCCAGCACCACAUCUAGAAGAACUCACCACUGCCGUGACUGUGGAGAAACGUUUGCUCUGAAAUCUGACCUGCAGAGACAUGUGACUCUCCCCAAGAAGAGACUCAGUGACUGCAGCUUCGGCAAUAAACGCUACAACUCCACCUGUAAACUGAAGGCCCAUGUCAGGCUCUGUCACAGUGGGAAACCCUGCACCUGCCCUGUUUGUGGAAAGACCUUCAAAUACAAAGGAGAUCUGUCCAAGCACAUGAGUAUUCACACAGGAGAGAAACCCUUUACAUGUGGGCACUGUGGAAAGAGCUUCAAUCGCAAGGAGCAUCUAACCAGGCAUAAACUGACGCACACAGGAGAGAAACCAUUUAGCUGUGGUGACUGUGGGAAGAGCUUCAAUCGCAAGGAACAUCUAACCAUGCAUAAACGGACUCACACAAGAGAGAAACCUUUUAUCUGUGGUGACUGUGGGAAGAGCUUCACUCAGAAGAUUAACCUGCUGACUCAUGUCAAAAAAAUCCACAAAGGAGGAAAACAGGAUGAAAACUGAAAGGGGAAAAAAUUACAUUAGAACUAAGAUCUUCGGUCAGAAGAUGGGAAUAAAAAAAGCAGGAUGUGAGCAGAGCAACUUCAUGUUGCUCUCAGAUAAUUGGAUGUGAGAAAGUUAUGUAAACAUUUUUAUGAAAUUAAGUUUGCUUUGAAUAAUGAGGUAAUGAUCAAACACUACUGUCGGAAAAUCACAGCUCUGCUGUUCAGUGUCGAUAUUUUCACAUCAUUAUAAGAGGAAUUCUUGAUCGUUUGUUUAGGAAUGUCCCCCAGGGUGAUGACAGGCGAAUGCCUGAGUGAGUGUGCAAAGCUGUCAUCAAAGGAAAAGGGUGGCUUUCUCAAAUCAUCUCAAAUAUAAAACAUAUUUAGAUUUAUUUAACACUUCUUAGGUUAGGACAUGAUUCCAUAUGAGUCAUUUCAUAGUUUGUCUUCUGUUAUACUGGCUGGGCCGGUAACUGAAAGGUUGCUAGUUCAAAUCCCAGGGCUGACAAGGUACACGUCUGCCGUUCUUCCCCUGCACAAUGAAGUUAACCCACUGUUCCUAGGCUUUCAUAAGAAUUUGUUCUUAAAUGACUUGAUUAGUUGAAUAAAAUAAAAAUAUUACCACUGGUCUGUAGCUUGUAGUAGAACUCCGUCCACCAGGGGCACUGUGUUUUUAAUAUAGAUUAACAUGACACAAACGGAAGAAGAAAAUGCAGUUUUGUUUUUUUCGUUGUCACUAGUUACAACAAUAACAAAGUCAAAAUUGGCUAUAUCGUAAGAAUAAACAAGAACCAAAAUGGCUUUUUUGGUCUUAGUCUAAAAUUAGGAUUAGGCAAUAGGUUAACGGUGGGGUUAGGGUUAUGUUUAAAAAUUGGAAUUUAAGAAGAGAAAUUGUAGAAACGGGUGUGGUACCUUUGUGGCUGUGGUAACUGAUGAGUGACAACCUUUGUUUUUCUUUCUACUAGCUUCUCUAGGCAUAAAGUCAGAUUCCACAGCCACAAAGUUAAGUUUUGGUCUUCAUUUACGGUUAGGGUUAGGCAUAAGGUUAGCAGUGUGGUUAAAGGGAUAGUUCAUCCAAAUAACAAAUUGGUUUCCUGACCCUUGUCUAUGGACAAGUGUAUGACAACAAACCAUGCUUUGGUUUAUUUUCCCUGGGACCGUUUCCAUAUGCUAAUGUUUUAGCAUUUUUGGCACAAUCCCAAUUCAAUUCAUGGGACCGAUAUUGACAUUUUUCGCACAUCAUGUCCAAAUCAUCUGAAAGUAUCUAAAAUUGAUUUUGAAGCUCAACAAAAGUCACUUAUAGAUGUUAGAAUACAACAUUACGUGCGAGAAAUGCCAGUAUUGCUCCCAGUACCAAUAUUAUACGUUAUUUACUGCGUAGGCUGUGAGGGCAUUUUCUGUUUAACCUUACUAAUGCUUGUGUACUAAAAUAUCGUUCUUUAAGACUAGGCGUUGUGCUUGAGAUAGUUCCUUUUAACAAACUCCUAUAAGAUAGUAAAGUGUGUGUGCUUAAGCAGAGGUCUGUUCUAACUGUUCUGUGGGUGUGUAGAAUGACCCCAUGAUGUCUGGGGAAACUGACUUGUUCCUCUUAGCUUAACUAGAGACAGAGUGAAGGUUAUAUCUUACUCACCAGUGAUAAAGCUGUUGUUCUGUUUGGAGCCUGUUUCCGGGCAAAGGAUUUGUGUGU
This is a messenger RNA of Oncorhynchus masou masou (cherry salmon), 2882 nucleotides long. RefSeq names its product zinc finger protein 100-like. NCBI's taxonomy places the organism in Eukaryota, Metazoa, Chordata, Actinopteri, Salmoniformes, Salmonidae. The record is from RefSeq and is a predicted model, not a curated record. Gene Ontology annotation, molecular function: DNA-binding transcription factor activity, RNA polymerase II-specific; RNA polymerase II cis-regulatory region sequence-specific DNA binding. Gene Ontology annotation, biological process: regulation of transcription by RNA polymerase II. The transcript is spliced from 2 exons. The coding region runs from base 93 to 1217 and encodes 374 amino acids.